Molecule: messenger RNA, 402 nt
Organism: Phialemonium atrogriseum
Lineage: Eukaryota; Fungi; Ascomycota; Sordariomycetes; Cephalothecales; Cephalothecaceae
Product: Huntingtin-interacting protein K
Exons: 2
Coding region: 1-402 (133 amino acids)
Biological process (GO): protein stabilization; negative regulation of apoptotic process
Source: RefSeq, a predicted model, not a curated record
AUGGCAGAAGACAGACAACCCUCGACGGUCGUCGAGGGCGCCACCACGACCGGCGACGUCGAGGACGAGGUCCCCGCGGCGGCCAAGUCGGCCGAGGACAGGAAGGCUGCCGCGGCGCUGUCCAAGCUCGACACCCGCGGCGACGACGACGAGGCAGUCCCGUCCAAGGAGGUCGACCACGAGGCCGUCAGCCGGGCCAUGGACAGCCUCGACGGCGUCGCCGCCGGUAAGAAGGCGGCCGACGACAAGAAGGACGUUAAGAAGGUCAAGGUCGACCCCGAGGACGUCGCCCUGCUGGUCGACCAACUCGACCUUAGUAAGACCAAGGCCACGGAACUCCUGAGGGCACACGAUGGAGAUGCGGUGAAGGCGAUGAGAGCCUACAUCGCGCCGCCGCUCUAG